This is a messenger RNA of Strongylocentrotus purpuratus (purple sea urchin), 633 nucleotides long. RefSeq names its product ras-related protein Rab-7L1-like. Gene Ontology annotation, biological process: endosome to lysosome transport; phagosome-lysosome fusion. NCBI's taxonomy places the organism in Eukaryota, Metazoa, Echinodermata, Echinoidea, Camarodonta, Strongylocentrotidae. Gene Ontology annotation, molecular function: GTPase activity; GTP binding. The transcript has 5 exons. Gene Ontology annotation, cellular component: lysosome; late endosome; phagocytic vesicle. The coding region runs from base 32 to 619 and encodes 195 amino acids. The record is from RefSeq and is a predicted model, not a curated record.
AUAUCAUCUUGUGUAUUAUGACAGUAUCGAAAUGAAUCUUGUGGAUGCGACAGAGAGGGUGGAUGAAAAACAUCUUAAGGUGAUUAUUAUUGGAGACAGUCUCGUCGGGAAGAGCUCGUUUGUUGAAAGUUUUAUCAACGGCAAGAUUAGACGCACUACAACUGGUGUUGACUUUGCUUUCAAGAUUGUGAAGUGUCAGGAACAAGUGGUAAAGCUGCAACUGUGGGACAUUAACGGCCAGCUCGAGAGAUGCAGCCCAAUUAGGAAACUCUACUACAAAGAUGCGUCAGCUUGCGUCGUUAUAUUCGAUGUGACGCAAUAUAAAACAUUCGACAGCGCCAUCAAAUGGCGGAAGAACGUGGAGACGUUAUCCAACGUGAGCUCCCUACCUUGCCUACUGCUUGCCAAUAAGGUAGACCUGCAAUCACAUAGCGUGACCGAUGAGGAAAUUGAGGAGCGAUGUAACCAAAAUAAUUUCAUUGGAUGGGGAAAGAUUUCAGCUCAAGACAGGACCAACAUAGAUGAAACUAUGCAGUUCUUGGUGGAGAAAGCUUUAAUAUCGAACGGGCGAUUGGACAGUGACGUCGGGAUUCUCCUACAAGCUGAGAGCAUCAAGUGAAUAAUACGUGACAC